AUGAGUUUGCAUAUAUUAAGUCUCAUUGUGUUUCUAUUCAUUGGUGAAGUAUUUGCAAUUAACCAGUGUGCUCCAAGCUUCUAUGAAAACUAUGAGAUUUUAUGGGGAGAAGAUUAUUUCAAGUCCUAUGAUCAAGGCCAAGAAGUUCAGCUCUCCCUCACUGACCCAUCCUCUGGAGCUGAAUUUAUUUCAAAGUCAAGUUAUGGUUCUGGUUCCUUCAGCAUGAGUAUGAAGCUCCCCGGCAAUGACUCCACAGGAGUUGCAACAAUUUUCAAGAUCGAAUCGUUCACAACCUACACUCCAGAAAAUUGGGUUGAACUAGAAUUCCUAUAUGUCAGGGAGAUAAAAGCAUACUUAGUCCAAACAAAUGUGUACGCAAUUGAUACACUGGACAGAAAGCAGAUUAUCCGUCUAUGGUUUGAUCCCACUGCAAGCUUCCAUGACUACACCAUCCUCUGGAACCCUCACCAAAUAGUAGUUUCUGUUGACGAAGUUCCCAUUAGGGUUUUCAGAAACAACUCAAAAAAAGGAGUCCCCUAUCCAACAAAACCCAUGAAAGUUGUGGCUUCUAUAUGCAAUAAAAAAGCUUUGGAUCAAUUGAAGGUCUUUCGCUAUUAUGGUGAAACAACAAUUGAUUGGAGCCAUGCACCCUUCAUAGCUCAGUUUCGAAACUUCACCAUCAAUGGCUGCGUCUAUAAUGGGACCCAGAACUCUUGCUAUUCUUCUGAAUAUUGGUGGAACAAAAAGAAGUAUUUGAACCUAACCCUCAACCAAGUAAAAUUAUACCGACGUGUCAAAGAUAUAUAUAUGAUCUACAAUUACUGUACUGAUGAUAAAUUCAGGUUUCCAAACCCUCCCCCAGAAUGCCAGCAACUUGGACAAUUGUUUCCCCCUACCCAAUGA
Cornus florida is the source of this 903-nucleotide messenger RNA. Its product is annotated as xyloglucan endotransglucosylase/hydrolase protein 2-like. Gene Ontology annotation, molecular function: hydrolase activity, hydrolyzing O-glycosyl compounds; xyloglucan:xyloglucosyl transferase activity. Gene Ontology annotation, cellular component: cell wall; apoplast. The coding region runs from base 1 to 903 and encodes 300 amino acids. The record is from RefSeq and is a predicted model, not a curated record. Gene Ontology annotation, biological process: xyloglucan metabolic process; cell wall biogenesis. NCBI's taxonomy places the organism in Eukaryota, Viridiplantae, Streptophyta, Magnoliopsida, Cornales, Cornaceae. The transcript has 4 exons.